Molecule: messenger RNA, 1140 nt
Organism: Plasmodium adleri (nom. inval.)
Lineage: Eukaryota; Apicomplexa; Aconoidasida; Haemosporida; Plasmodiidae
Product: rifin PIR protein, putative
Exons: 2
Coding region: 1-1140 (379 amino acids)
Source: RefSeq, a predicted model, not a curated record
AUGAAACAUCUUUGUUUUAAUAUAUUAUUAUUAUAUUGCGUUGUAUUGGUUUUAUUUUUAUUGUUCUCACAGGUUAAUGAUCAAAAGAACUAUUACAGUACACGAUAUACACAAAAAUCUAAACCAACGACAAAUAUUACAAUUAGAUUAUUAUGCGAAUAUGAAUCAUAUGACUUAUAUAAACCAACAUAUUAUGUUGGCGACUCAGAAAUGAAAGAGUUGAUGGAUAAAUAUCAUAGACAAACGGCGGAACGUUUUAAAGAAUAUGACGAAAGGAUGCAACAAAGACGCAAAAUAUGUAAGGAACAAUGUGAAAAGGAAAUACAGAAAAUUAUUUUAAAAGAUAAAAUAGAAAAAGGAUUAACAGAAAAAUUGAGUGCGUUGAACACAAAUAUAACUACCGAGGAUAUACCCACUUGCGUUUGCGACAAAUCGGUAGCAGAUAAAGUGGAGAAAACAUGUUUGAAAUGUGGAUGGAUAUUGGGAGGGGGUGUGGCACCUGAAUUGGGUUUGUUAGGUGGAACUGCUUUAUAUGCAAUAAGUGUGUGGAAACCUAAAGCUAUUGCUGCUGCUGCUGUACUCGCUGCAAAGAAAGGAGCGAUUGUAGGUAAAGCUACAGGUAUUGAGGCGGGUGUUCAAGAAGUUAUUAAAUCGUUAUAUCAUAAAUUUGGUGUAGAUCAAUUAGGUGCCUCGCAAUUGCAAACCAUUGUUACUUCACAAAAUUUUAAUAAUUUUAAUACUAUUUCUGGACCUUUUAAGGUACAUUAUAGUAUUAAUUGCGUAGGUCCAAGCGCUCAGGCAGACAGUACAUCCCUUUGCCUUUUUAAAGAUUCUUUUCCUGAGGUAUCGGAGGCUCUUAAGGCUAUAGAAGGAAAUGUAAAAACUAUUGUAACAAAAGCUAUGAAAACAGUUGAAACCACUACUCAAACUGAAACUACCAAACUUACUUCCGAGUUCACAGCUCAAAAGACUGCAGAGAUAACGGCUUUUAGUACUACCUACAAUACUGCUAUUGUUGCUUCCAUUAUUGCAAUAGUAGUUAUAGUUUUGGUUAUGGUUAUAAUUUAUUUAAUUUUACGUUAUCGUAGAAAAAAGAAAAUGAAGAAAAAAUUACAAUAUAUAAAAUUAUUAAAGGAAUAG